Molecule: messenger RNA, 4344 nt
Organism: Boleophthalmus pectinirostris (great blue-spotted mudskipper)
Lineage: Eukaryota; Metazoa; Chordata; Actinopteri; Gobiiformes; Gobiidae
Product: ephrin-A5b-like
Exons: 5
Coding region: 399-1085 (228 amino acids)
Biological process (GO): axon guidance; regulation of actin cytoskeleton organization; regulation of cell-cell adhesion
Cellular component (GO): external side of plasma membrane; plasma membrane
Molecular function (GO): ephrin receptor binding
Source: RefSeq, a predicted model, not a curated record
ACUCCACUCUGCGCCCGGCUACACUCCACAUCGUACCGGAGCUCCCAGUCCCUCCACCGUGUUUCCAAUCCUACUUUUUAAUCGCUCUUUUCACUUUUUUCGUUGGAGCAUCCCGCGCAACGAAACUUCCUUAACCCAUCGGGACAUGUGACUGGACAACCCCGCCGCUUCUUUUCGUUUCUUCCCCUAAUCUUUUCCACACUUCUCCAACUGUUUCCAAGCGUUUACAGUUCGCGAAAGACGACUCGAAGAACGAAGAACGACUUGGAACCCACUCGUCGUAGAACAAGAAGCGACUUUGACGAGGAGCCGACGCGAGAGACGAAGAAGCGGCGGCACAGCGCGGUCAGUCAGAGCCGAGAAUCGACGCCAGGACUCGGCCAGCGGUGGGGGGAAACAUGCCGCAGGUGGACAUGCUGCUCGUGGUCUUCGUGCUCGUGUUGCUGGGGGUGUGCGUGUACGGUCAGGACCCGGCUUCCAAGCUCGUGUCGGACCGGUACGUGGUCUACUGGAACCGAACCAACCCCAGGUUCUAUCGCGGGGACUACCACAUCGACGUGUGCAUAAAUGAUUACAUGGACAUCUUCUGCCCUCACUACCUGAGCCCCAUGGCCACAGAACGCGCCGAGCGCUACAUCCUCUACAUGGUCAACUACGACGGGUACACGUCCUGCGACCACACGGGCAAAGGCUUCAAACGCUGGGAGUGCAACCGGCCCCUGUCCCCCAACGGGCCCCUCAAGUUCUCUGAGAAGUUUCAGCUCUUCACCCCCUUCUCACUGGGCUUCGAGUUCCGCCCGGGCAGAGAAUACUACUACAUCUCUCCCAUGACCGACGAGACCCGGAGACGCAGCUGCCUCCGCCUCAAAGUCUUUGUCAGACACACAGAUAACUGUGUGCGCAGCUCGGGCUCGGUGCCGGAGGUGGAGAGUGACCAGAGCAACUACCUGGAGCCCAGAGACGGCACCAGUCACGAGCCUCCCGAACCCUCCCGCCACGACUUCAACUCCUCCCACAGAGCCUCCGCCCACUCGCUCAUCAUAAGCUCCGCCCUCUUCCUGCUGGCCGCCAUUUUGUCCUCAUAGCGCCCCCCGUAGCCUGGGAGAAGGACUGCCCCCUCCCCUUUUUCCGGAGCACUUUUUUUAAACACACAUUUUUGUCUCUGGAAACGCAGAGGCAAAACAAAGGACUUCUACGACGAAGCAAGAAGAAAAAAGAAAAAAAAGAAAAAAAAAAAAAACUUUUUUUGUAGCGAUGGAAGUGAACUGACCUGGUCGCCAUUUUGAGAACUUUUCGAUAUUAAACCACGCGCCACAAUCACUCAUUUUUGUCCACUAAGAAGCACACUAACAUGUUGGAAGUUUACAGACUGUUAACCACGUGUUUUUACCUUUUAACCUGAAGAGCGUUGAAAACUGGGACUGCCAAGAAAGCACGGACUAUUGGUGGACUGUACUCAGGGUCCAGUGUGGGGGAAAGUAGCAGCCAUUUUGUUGUACAGAAGACUAGAAUGUUGUGUUGUUUUUUAUUUAUUGUGUUGUGCCAUUUGGGUUGUAGCCUCACACACUUAGGAAUGCAAUAAGAAUCUUACUGUUUCAUGUUUUUGUAUACACUGUGUUGGAGCGGCUGCAGGACUGGAGACGGCUGGUUUUAGGAUAUAUUGAUACUUUGUAGGGGGGUUUGCAUGUAUGUCUAUGGAGGAAUGUUCAGCAGUUACCAUGGUGACACGAUUACGCACAUUAGCAAACCCAGCCUGUUAAGAUUUUUUUCUGAAAACUCAUGCAAAAAUAUUUGAUUUUCAACAAAAUGGUGAGAGGAAAACAAACAAAACAAAGCUCAGAUUUAAGUUUAACUUGAGUAAAAAAACUUCAGACAGAGCAGUGCCUGUAGUUAACAUCACACAUCUAUGAAUGUUGAAUCAGUUGCAGUGUCUCAAUUACCGUAUUUUCUGCACUAUUAGACGCUCUGGAUUAUAAGGUGCACUGUCACUGAAUGGUCUAUUUUUGAAUUUUUUUCACAUAUACCGUAUUUUCUGGGCGAUUAGCCGCGGUCUUAAGCCUAUAACCGCAUCAAAAAACAACCGCGUGCCCCGCAAUCCAGAGCGCCCUGUACACGUAUCCACUCGGGUGUCCCAGCACGACUUUAGUAAACUACAAAGCCGAACACACAGACACACACGGAGCAGACAGUGACCGCACAGCGAAAAACACCCACAGACACACUCAUCACUCCACACCGACGAGGAAUGGAACGGAGGAACGAACCGAUGUGCCACUUCUAGACACGACUGAACAACUGAGUCACUGUGAACACGCCGACAAUACAGCGACAGACAACACCCUCCCUACACGCCACAACUGAACAAAGCCCAGAGUCACCGUGAACGAACAAACAAACAAAACCACUCACCCAUCACACUGUUGGGUUUCCUUUAAAGUCCGGUGCGGUUUAUUUGUGAAAGAAGUUCGAAAAAAGACCAUUUAAUGACAGUGCGUCUUAUAACCCAGAGCGACUAAUCAUCUGUAAAAUAUGGUAAACCGCACCGGACUAUAAGGCGCAUUAAACCAAACACAACAGUUAGAUAAGUCAUCAAACUUUACUUAACGUGUUCACAGUAACUCUCAACUUUGUUCAAUUGUAACGUAAAAAAAAUAAAUAAAAUUGUCUGAGACGCUGAAUUGUUCGUGUAGUCACAAUAAGUCAUAAUAGUUGAAACAGUUGGGUGAUUCCUGCGUCCACACGUCCACAUCCCUCUGUCAUUCUCCAAGUCAGUGUGGUUACUGUUCCCUGGAGUUCAGUUCAGUGAUGAUUCUGGUCUUGGUGAAGCUCGGAUCACAGUUGAUCCUGAUCCUUAACCCGGGCGUCCACGAUCCGUUGGCAGAUUGUGGCGUAAGUGGCUCGGCGCUGUCUCUCUGUCUUGGUGAAUGUGUGUUCUCCUUCUCUCAUCCACUGCUCCCACACAGCUCACACUUUCACUUUAGAACAGCCUUGAGUUUAAAGUGGGUGUUGUGAGCGUGUCUCUGGACAGGAGCAUUUUGAUAUUAAAAGGAAUCACAGUCUGUAUUACUCCUGAUGCUCCUGACUACGGGAGCUGUAACGCUGCAAGUGGAGCGGCUUUGUACUUUACUAAAGUCGUACUAAGACAAACCAAUAAAUUCAUAGAUAAGACGCUCUGGAUUAUAAGGCACGCACUCAUUUUUGGAUGAAAUUAAAGGAUUUUAAGUGCGCCCUAUAGUGCAGAAAAUACGGUAGAUAAAUAAAGUGUUGUAUUGUUGUAGUGCAAUAUCUGAUUAUGGAAAAGAAUGAUCUCCGUCCCUUCACAAAGAUUCAGUCGCCUUUUAUGUUUUAGCAAGGUUCAGAUCUUCAUAUAACAUGUGUAAAAUGAUGAUGUGUUUGUUACUUUAAUGAUGUUGUAGUUGUCAUCCUGCAGUUUCAAGGUGCAUUGUGUAACUUUUCUGGAUGCUUUUCAUUAUGAAGAUGUUAUUGCUUUGUCCUAAAUAGAGUUUUGACUUUAGACUUCAGAUAAAUUUUGCUCCACAGUAUGGCAUUAAACCUUUCUAUCUUCAUGGAGACCAAACCAGACCGGGUGUUUUUGAGCUAUAAACCCACUUGUGAUUGAAUACGUGCUGAAUACUUGAAUGCAGCCGUUUAAUGUCACACUGUGGAACAUUCCGAAGAACAGAACAGUAACAUCUCCAUAGAAACAAGCAGGUGACAGACCAAACCACAAGCGAAAAGUGACACAGCGCACCUUUAAGAGCUUUGUAUGUAAUCAAAUCUGACUCCAAAAGGUUGCGUUCACGUGACAUGAGCACACUCAGCAGACUCCCUGUGGAUGAACCCGAGCUGAGGCAGGUCACGGCGCUCACGUGGAUUUUGCUGUGGAACUGUCAGAUCACACAUUUGUUGACCUGGUUUAUGGUUCAUAUCUCUGUAAUUCCUGAGCCUAUCCGCAAAAUCCAUGAAACAAAAACGGACAAAGAGUUCAACAUCUUCUCCAUCAGUAUGCAAAGACUCUAAUCUGUGUCGCAAGUUUGUGGAGCUCAUCCCAAACAGAUAAUGAGAAGGUUCAACAUUUGUGGCUCUGAAGUUUGAAGAUUUCUUCCAAACACACUGAAUCUGACAGAGAGUUCUUCAUUAUUAUAGGAAUUAUUAUCAUCAAAUUAGCAUCAAAUUGUAGAACGUGAAUGCAGCCCGUUGGAGUUUUGUGCACUAUGUGACUGUUCCGGUGGAGACUUGUUUGCCACCUGCUGGUCUCCAUGACGAUGUUCUUGCUUUACCUUGACUGUUCCACACUAUGGCAUUAAACAUAUCUAACAUUCAGUUACAGGUGUUUUAUUGCUA